Messenger RNA from Ilex paraguariensis (yerba mate), 3946 nucleotides. The record is from the annotation of a GenBank genome assembly. Lineage: Eukaryota; Viridiplantae; Streptophyta; Magnoliopsida; Aquifoliales; Aquifoliaceae.
AUUAGAAGAGGAAGAGGAAGAGGAAGAGGAAGACGAAGAGGAGGAGGAGGAGGAGGAGGAGAAGAAGAGGACAUAGACAUACCUUUGGCGUCUGUCUUAGCCUAAUGCAGGGCUAGAGCAGCAUGUUGUAGUGGGCUUUCUUGGUGAGUGUCGCAAGUCGGUCAGUCAGAGAAGAAGAGGAGGAAAAGAGAUAUACCUUCUUGUGAGUGGCGUAAGAAGAGGAGAAGAGGUUUCCUGCUAUUUGUUGGCUCAAAUAAAUGUGGUGAUUAGGGUUAGUUUACAUAUAUAUAAAUGAGGCUCAAUUGGCUAAAGUUGACAUAUCUAAUUUUUGAUCCAAUUGCAUCAAUCCAACGACGUGUAAUAGUUUAAGAUAUAAAAUUAAAAAGAGUACUAAAGUGAUGCUUAUUCACUUUUUUCACCUUUACUUGCUUUUCUCUCGUCUUGUCCACGUUCGCUUUGCCAGUCAUGUUCAAGGCGACAUAGGGUCGUCUCGCAUUGCUUUUCACAACACUGGUCCACCCCAUGAGUUAAUCACCUGCCUGUAUAGGACCAUACUCUUAUUUUCCUUAAAGGAACCACCGGUCGUUGGUAAUUGCUCAUAUUGGUUGAGUUGAGAAAUUUUGUAUUAGCUUAUUAAUUAAUUGCACAGAUUGGAAUUUGUGAAAAUGUAAAUUUGGCAGCUGAUAUUAUGAUGAAAUUUGUCAAAUUUAUGAUUCUAGAAAUUUUUUUUUGGGGUCAAAUAUGAAUUUGUAAAUUGGAUAGUUCAUUUUUUGUACAUAGAGAUUCUUUUAAUUUUUUUAUGUCCCAACAUGUGUAUAUUUCAUCUGCAGUUACUUGAUAGGUCCAGGCUGAAAAUGAGUGUUUGGAUUUUUGUAACUUUACAUUUCAUUGUUUCUCUGCAAUGUAUAAGUUGCAUUGAUAUUUACUGAUAUACAUCUACAUGCAUAUGCGAUAUAUGUGUGCAUGUGUACUUGGCGGCCUUAUGGUGGAUGGUUAGAGAGAUUGUAAAGAGAAAGUGUUGCAAAUAAAAUUGAACAACAAAUGAAGGGGAUUUUAGAAAUUUUACACAUACUCUUAAGUUGUUAGUCAUCAGUUAUGGGGGUUUAGUAUCACAAGUGAAAGUUGAGAAGGGAAAUGUGGAACCAGCCCAAAUUACAAAGAAUUAUGUCUAACUAACCCUCUCUUUGUACUUAAAUAAUACAAUAAUCAUUUUAUAUUUGCAAUUAUUUAUCUACAUUUUUUUUGGACAAUUAGGUAAGAUAUGGGAUGUGGUUGGUUCAACUGUGGGUUCACAUGUUAAAAAAAAAGGAAAAAAUUUAAUGUUGAAGAGAUGACUUUUGUACAAAGGAUAUCUCUACUAUUUUUAUGCCUAUUUUCUUGCUUGUUAUCAAAUACUGCGAAAUGCCAAAUAUAAUCUUAAUUGAAGAUAGUCACUCACUAGUCAAAAAGAUUUAAAAUAAAUAAAAAUAAAUUGAGUAUGCAGAAUGUAAUUUUAGUAUAACUCGAAAUUCAAAUCGAGAAGGGUUAUACAAAUUGAAGAAUAAGAGAUAUUAAAGAGUAAAUAAUUAAAAUAGUUGCAUUUAAUAUCCCCAAGAAGGAGAUAUUGCAGAUGAUUUUGAUCAUAGAAUUAAAAAAAUGCUAGACUAAGCGAAUGAAUGGAUCGAAUGUAUAAUGUCAAUGUAUACUUCUUAUAUUGAAUUGUAGUUCUCAUUAGGCUAACGAUGUUUUUUGGUGCAGAGUGUUGGGCAGUUAAAAACAACUAUGCUCAAUGUAUAAAUGUAGCGGAAAUGAUAAUGUUUAAUUGGAUGCACGGUAAAACAAGAAAUUACAAAAUUAUGAAUGAAUAUAUUAGGGAACUAGGGGGAAUAGCAAUGACAAAAGAUAAAUUAAGAGGGAAUUGUUUUAGAUGGUUUGGACAUGUUUAUAAAUACAUAUAAAUGUUGCGGUGAGGAACAGUGAUGUGAUCCCUAUCAAAGGUAAUAUGUAGGGUGUAGGUAAACCAAAACUAACAGUAUCAUAUCGUAGAAAGACAUGAUAGCUUGUGGUUAAGAAAAAAUAUGGCCCUUGAUAAAGCAUGGCAAGAUUCACAUGGUGGACCCCAUAAUAACUGUGACAAGGAUCAUUUGAGUCGUGUUAUCCGCCCAAAUCUUGGUUACCAAUAAUUGUGCUAAGCAUUAUUUAGAAUAAUCAAAAUAAAAAAUGGGCACCAAUUGCUUAUGUAUUAUGUAUGUAUGCAAUGUGUACCAAAAAUCCAAUUUUUGUGCUUACAUGUGUGUAGUUCUGUUGAUUUUUUUGUCCAUAACAUUGCUCUUGAUUGAAGUAUGAAAAAUUAAAUUUUAAGAAACAGUAAUCAGCGCGGUGGUCUUUGCAAUGCCCUUCUUGAAGUGCAUGAUUCUCUUUUGGUUCAUCAUUUAAUGAUAUAUAGAGGGGUUACGGUGUUGCUUUAAGGUUUAGCCUGUUUUUCCUUACUGUUUAGCUAAUUUUAGGUUCUCGAAUUCUGAUAGUAUUGGUCAAUUGAAUCAAUUAGUAGCAUAAUGUUGAUUAUGAUUUUUAACUGUCCAUUUAUGGUAAGGAGAUACGUUGCUUCUCAUAUUGUUGAGAACUUGACUCAGUUUCCUUUUUUUUGCUUGCUGAUGGUGCCUCCUCACUUAUGAUGUUUAGUGCAGGGGAUCUACGCCGUGCUAAUGGCCUCCUUGCACGGUAUGGUUUUGUGCUUCAUGAAGAUGGAAGCCCGUCAAUAUUGUUUUACAACUUACUAAUGAAGGGUUAUAUAAGCUCCGGUUGUCCUCUGGCAGCAUUAGGUGUGUACGAUGAAAUUCAACAGCAGGGAAUGAUACCUGAUAAGCUCACAUAUAAUACUCUGAUCUUUGCAUGUGUCAAGACUGAAAAAUUGGAUGCUGCAAUGCGUUUUUUUGAGGAAAUGAAGGUCCAAGCUCAGAAAGUUGGGCAUGAUGAUCUUUUCCCAGAUGUUGUCACAUACACUACAUUGCUAAAGGGUUUUGGGGAUGCCAAGAAUCUUCUUUCAGUUGGGAAGAUUGUGUCAGAAAUGAAAUCAUCUUGUGACUUGUCUAUUGAUCGGAUCGCAUACACUGCUAUUAUUGAUGCGUUGCUAAAUUCUGGUUCAAUCAAAGGUGCUCUCUGUAUGUUUGGGGAGAUAUUGAAAAAGGCUGGUGGAAAUCCUGGCUUGCGGCCGAAGCCUCACCUCUAUCUUUCCUUGAUGCGUGGCUUGGCUGUUAAGGGAGACUAUGGUCUGGUUAAAUGUCUGCAUGAACGCAUGUGGCCGGACUCAGCAGGAACUAUUUCCUCCAAAGUUCAAGUUGAAGCUGAUCACCUUCUCAUGGAGGCAGCUCUAAAUCAUGGCCAGGUUGAUGUGGCUGUACAAAAUCUAUAUCACAUUAUUAGAAAAUGGAAGGGAAUAUCAUGGGCUAGUCGAGGAGGAAUGGUUGCUGUACGCAUUGAGGCAUUGCUGGGGUUCACUGCAUCCAUUUUUGGUCCUUACAUGCUUUCUCAGGUGUCAGUUAGUGCUGCAAUUGAGUGCAUUAUGAUACCAUUUGAAGAAGCUCAGCCAUUACAAGCUACCUGGCACCUGAGGCAAGUGGUGCUGCGUUUCUUCAGAGAUUCAGUUGUGCCCAUCAUAGAUGACUGGGGAAGCUGUGUGGGAAUACUACAUCGGGAAGACUGCAAUAUGUUGGAUGCUCCACUUUCAACAAUGAUGAGAAGCCCACCUCCUUGCGUCACAAGCUUGACAUCUAUUGGUCGUGUCAUUGAUUUGAUGUUGGAGAAGAGGUACAAGAUGGUAAUUAUUGUAAAAUAUGAUGAGUUUCAUGGUAUGUCUUACAGCUUUAGUUUAAGGGCCGUUGGUGUUUUUAAAUUUGAACAACUCUGUAAGCUUGCUAUUCCGGCAUCAAAGCUGCAGGGGCAACAACCUUACACCUCUCGAAUAUGA